This is a messenger RNA of Aphanomyces astaci, 700 nucleotides long. RefSeq lists its product as hypothetical. Lineage: Eukaryota; Oomycota; Saprolegniomycetes; Saprolegniales; Verrucalvaceae. The coding region runs from base 1 to 615 and encodes 204 amino acids. The record is from RefSeq and is a predicted model, not a curated record. The transcript has a single exon.
AUGGACACGGAACGACCGUCGAAGGUACGAUCGCCGCUUCUACACGUAUCGCCCAUGUUGGCAGUCCUCGUCACCCAGGGACUUUUCGACGCUAUCAUUGCGUAUCAGAAUGGAAUUUACCUGGACCUGCGCCCAUUCGUGGGCUUGACGGAUGCGUUGGGGCCUCUCGGUGAUCUUCUCAAGCGCACUGCUUCUGAAGGGAUUGACCAUUGGGAUGGCAUCACGAUUGUCGCUGAAUCAUUUGCCCCCCUUGGUCAAGUCAUGUCGGGGUGGUACAAGGCCAACGGAUCUGCCCGCAUGCUCAAGCUAUUAGCUUGUUUCCCGCAACUGCGAGACCUUGUCAUUGCGCACGCUGUGGUCAAUGGAAACCUUCCACUAUUGAGCUUGCUACCACUCGAGAUCUUGCGUGCAGUGCCAUACACGUUGCUCGAUUUGGCAGCUUGGGACGGCCACCUGAAUGUCCUCGAGUUCCUUCAUUCUGUUGUGGGCCACGAAGGAUGUACUACUUGGGGAAUGAACCUUGCUGCUCGUUAUGGCCACCUCGACGUUGUUCGCUACCUCCAUGAGCGCAGAAGCGAAGGAUGCUCAGACUGGGAAUGGACAUGUGGAAGUUGAAGUCAUCAAAAAGAUGCGUUUGAGACCAGCCUUUAUGGAAAUAUUCAGUCCUUUACAGUUAAUGGAAUGCGUCUGGUAACCGGAA